AUGGAAGCCGAGCUAAUGACCUUCACGAAUAUUGAAGAGAAAGUUCUGUACACGCCGGAGUGCUGUCCCGAUGGCGACGACGUCGAGUACGAACCGCUGGAGAAAGCAGUGCGGGCGACGCAUGAGACUGUGGACGUUUGCAGCGCGCAACCACUGGAGAUCUUGGAGAGGUUCCGCAAGUACUCGUACCUCCUCUCUGAGAAGGUGGAAGAUUUCGAUCCGACUGACAUCGCUGCCUGCCGCGAGCGCAUACAGAGCUACCGAAAUGCCAAGUACGAAGUGCAAGUCCUUUCGGAGAGCUUUAUGGACUUCCCGCUCUUCCGGCUGCGAUGUGCACACAUGAUCACGACUUUGGCUGAGAAGGCUGAAGCAUUGGCGCAGGAGUGCCUCCGACAGUGCAACGCGAACAUCGAAGAGAGGGCAGAUGCCAUCCUGGAAGAGUGGGACUCCACGCACAAGCGUAUCCUCGCCAGCCCCGACUCAGAGAAAGACAUGGCAGAGCUUCGCGAGUUCAUGGAAGUGGUUCAGAAGAAGGUGGUGAAGCCCUUGAUGGAGCGUACCCGAGAAGUCCAUCAGCAAAUGAACAUGGUCGAGGACUUUGGCCAUGAUGUGGGUGGCGAAGUAGUGGAAAAGGCCUUCCGCUCGUUCGAGUGGCCUCUUCAGAUCAACAUGGAUGUGAUGGAGGCCGACCGGCAGCUGAACACGGACAAGAUUGCGUUCAUGGAACAGCUCCAGCGCGAGGUGGAAGAGUAUCAGAAGGACUUCCAGAAGUACUCAAGCGAACUGGAGUGGGUAAAAAGUCUCGACUCCUAUGCCGUGGCCGGACAAGUCGCGCAAAAGAUCCAGACGCUUCAGGACAAUCUCGUGAGAGCUACAGAACGGGUCAAGUCCUUUUCCGACCGGGAGAAGCUCUUCCAGAUCGAUCAGAGGGAUUACUCCGAUCUUGAGGUUCUCCAGGAUGAAUUCAAGCCCUACUUCGAUCUUUGGUCGAUGGCCAUCGAGUACAAUGGGUGCGAGGAGGAAUGGCUAAGUGGCAAGCUUGCGAACUUGACCGCCAACGAAGUGGAGCAGACUGUGGAUGACAACUUCAAGGACUCCUACAAGGCCUACAAGUCCUUUGAGGGGUCGCCGAACCCGCAGAAAGUGGCCCAGGAGCUCAGAACCGCAGUGCAGGCGUUUAAGAAGAACAUGCCCAUCAUCCAGGGCCUCUGCCAGCCGGCCAUCAAGACGUCGCACCUUCUUCAGCUCUUUGAGGACAUGGAUGUUGACAUCGACAUGGAGGAUGGCUUGACAUUGACGAUGUGCCUUGAGGCAGGCAUGCUGAACCACAUCGACAAGGUGGAAGCCAUCAGCACGUCGGCUCAGAAGCAGCACGGGCUGAAGGUCGCGCUCCAGACCAUGAAGAACGAAUGGAAGGCCAUGGCGUUCGGCACUCUGCCCUACAAGAACACCGGCACCUUCCUUCUCAAAGGAGCCGAUGAUGUGCAGGCCCUUCUGGACGACCACAUCAUCAAAACCCAGGCGGUCCGUGGGUCCCCAUUCGUGAAGCCCAUCGAGAAAGAAGUCAAGGACUGGGAGGCAAAACUCAUCUACAUUCAGGACUUGCUGGAGCAGUGGCUGAUGGUCCAGAGGACCUGGCUGUACUUGGAGCCAAUCUUCAGCUCCGAGGACAUUGUCAGGCAGAUGCCAGGUGAAGCCACGAAGUUCCAAGCGGUGGACAAGCUGUGGCGAGACACCAUGGCCGCCGUGGAUGAGAAUCCCACGGUCCUGGAUGUCACAGAGAUUGAGAACCUGUUGAUCCACUUCACAGAUGCCAACAAGAAGCUUGACCAGAUCCAGAAGUGUUUGAACGACUACUUGGAGACCAAGCGCUUGGCAUUUCCGCGGUUCUUCUUCUUGUCGAACGACGAGCUGCUCAUGAUUCUGUCCCAGACGAAGGACCCAACAGCGGUGCAGCCACACAUGGGCAAGUGCUUCGAAGGUAUCAACAAGGUGCGCUUCGACGCCAAUGAUGAGAUCAUCGAAGCCAUGCUCUCCGUCGAGGGCGAAGUUGUGGAGCUCAUCAGCAAGGUGAACGUCAACGAGGGCGAGAAGAAGGGCAACGUAGAGCGCUGGCUGCUGGAAGUGCAGGACUCCAUGAUCCGGACUCUGACCAAGAUUAUGGGGGAUUCCGUGCGCGCCUACGCAGAGACGCAGCGAGGCAAGUGGGUCCUUUCCUGGCCCGGGCAGGUUGUCAUCGCUGUCGACAACAUUUAUUGGACACAGGAGGUGGCAGAAGCAAUCGAGAAGGGGAAGCUUGAGGAUUACUACCAGACCUGCGCCACACAGCUUGCGGACUUGGUGGAGCUGGUGCGGGGUGAGCUCUCCAAGCUGGAGCGGAAGACCCUCACGGCGAUGGUGACGAUUGAUGUCCACAAUCGCGACGUGGUGGGCAGUUUGCGGGACGCCAGAGUCUCUUCGCCGAAGGACUUUGACUGGAUGGCCCAGCUGCGCUACUAUUGGGCUCCCACCGGCUCCAUCAUUAUGUACGAGACGCAGAAGCCAAGCACGACGGACAACUGCCAGGUUUCCAUCAUCAACGCUACCCUUCUGUACGGCUUCGAGUACUUGGGCAACAGCGACCGGCUGGUCGUCACGCCGCUGACAGACAGGUGUUACCGCACCCUGAUGGGUGCCUUCCACCUUUUCUAUGGGGGUGCUCCAGAAGGGCCUGCAGGCACCGGCAAGACUGAGUCCACGAAGGACUUGGCCAAGGCAAUGUCGGUUCAGUGCGUUGUCUUCAACUGCUCGGAUGGCCUGGACUACCUGGCCAUGGGCAAGUUCUUCAAGGGUUUGGCAUCGUCGGGGGCAUGGUGUUGCUUCGACGAGUUUAACCGCAUCGACUUGGAGGUCCUGUCUGUCAUUGCCCAGCAGGUGGCUUGCAUCCAGGAGGCGAUCCGCAUGAAGAAGCGCCGCUUCAUCUUUGAAGAGACCGAGCUGGAGUUGAUCCCAACAUGCGCCGUGAACAUCACCAUGAAUCCUGGCUACGCGGGGCGUUCUGAAUUGCCGGACAACUUGAAGGCACUUUUCCGCCCGUGCGCGAUGAUGGUGCCGGACUAUGCCCUUAUUGGAGAGAUUGUCCUCUAUUCGGUGGGCUUCGGGAAUGCCAAGCCUUUGGCUGCCAAGGCGGUCGCGUCUCUGCGCCUGGGAUCCGAGCAGCUCUCUUCCCAGGAUCACUACGACUUCGGCAUGCGCGCUCUGAAGUCGAUCCUGGUCGCAGCCGGUCAGCUUCGCAAGAAGUUCGGCAACAGCAGGGCCGAAGACAUCUUGAUGCUGUCUGCUCUAAACGACGUGAACUUGCCCAAGUUCACAUCCAACGACAUCCCACUAUUCUUGGGAAUCACGGGCGACCUCUUCCCCGGAGUCAAGUUGCCGCCUUCGGACUAUGGCAAGCUCAUCAACGAGCUGGAAGGUGCCGCACGUGCGCGCCACCUCCAGCCCAAGGCCUCCUUCAUCCACAAGUGCACCCAGCUUUGGGAAACCAUCAUGGUCAGGCAUGGCUUGAUGGUGGUCGGUAUGAAUGUCUCUGGAAAGUCCGAGGUGGAGAACGUCUUGGCGGCUGCUUUGGCGGCGGUGGCAGAUGGCGACCUGUAUCUGCCCUGCCAGAUCCACAAGAUCAACCCAAAGUCCAUUAAGCAGGGCCAGUUGUACGGCGACUUCGACGAGAACACGCACGAGUGGACCGACGGCAUCCUGGCGCUUACCGUCCGCUACACUGCCAAUGCUGACCCGGGCCACCGACAGUGGAUCAUGCUGGAUGGUCCGGUGGACGCCGUGUGGAUCGAGAACAUGAACACCGUCCUUGAUGACAAUAAGAAGUUGUGCCUCAACAGCGGCGAGAUCAUCAAGCUGAGCCCAGUGACCACAAUGAUGUUCGAAGUGGAGGAUCUGACCGCCGCUUCGCCAGCCACUGUGUCGCGCUGCGGCAUGGUCUUCAUGGAGCAGGUGGACAUCGGCUGGCGCGUGCUGAUGCAGUCUUGGAUUGAAACGGCUCCAGAACGACUCCAGGACUGUGGCGAACAAUUGAAGACUCUCAUGGAAACGAACAUCGAUCAGUGCUGGGAGAUGUGCCAGCGCAAGAUCAAGACGCCGGUGCCAGUCACACAGAACUGGCUGGUUUGCAGCCUGCUCAAGCUGCUCAUGGCCUUGUUGAAGAUCGAGCUUCCGCUGGACCCCGAGAAAGACAAGCAGGACAUGCCAGCGAAGGAGAAGGAGGUCAAGGUCGAGAACAUGUUCUGGCUGUCCAUGGUCUGGAGCUUCGGAGCAACGACGGACAGCGCCGGAAGGAAGAUCAUGAACUCGUUUAUUCGGGCGAUUCAGCAGGGCAUGCCGGUCAAGGAAGAGUUUGACCUCAUCGCUGACGACCCGACCAUGAGGCCUGUGUCAAAGACGCCUUUCCCAGAGAAGGACACGGUGUACGAGUACUUUGCCUUCUCCCAGUCCAACAAGUGGGAGAACUGGACGAAGAAAAUCACCGGCUUCGACAUUCCGAAGGAAGCUUUGGCACACCAGCUGAUGAUUCCAACAACAGACACUGUUCGCAGCGCUUUCCUCUUGCAGUCUCUGGUGGCUUCUGAGUACCACGUCCUGUACUCUGGCCUGACGGGCACGGGCAAGACUGUUGUCAUUCAGCAAGAACUGCUGAAACGUUUCGACAAAGAGAAGUACUCGGUGAUCUCCUUCGCUUUCAGUGCACAAACCAACGCCAACCAGACGCAGGACAUCAUUGAUGGCAAGCUGGACAAGCGGAAGAAGGGCACAUACGGUCCUCCCUUCGGCAAGAAGUGCUUGCUUUUCAUCGAUGACUUGAACAUGCCGGCCAAGGAGAAGUAUGGGGCCCAGCCACCGAUCGAGCUGCUGCGCCAGUGGAUGGACACUGGAGGCUGGUAUGAGAGGAAGACUGCGGAGUUCCGCAAUCUUGUGGACCUGAUUUUCAUCGGCGCGAUGGGACCACCAGGUGCCGGGCGGCCUUUCCUCACCGGCCGAUUUCAACGGCAUUUCAACCUCGUCUUCGUCACGCCCUUCGAGCAAGAAAGUCUGCAAAGGAUCUUCCAAACCAUCAUGCAGUGGUUCCUGGGGCGUUUCCCAGGGGCAGUGGCAGGCGUGGCCGGUGCAGUGGUGAAGUCAACGAUCCAGCUCUACGAGGACAUGUCAGCCGCGAUGCUUCCCACUCCGGCAAAGAGCCACUACACGUUCAAUCUGCGCGAUCUGGCCAAGGUCCAUCUCGGCAUCUGCCGAUGCCAAAAGAAGUCAAUGGAGUCGGCGGAUGAUUUGGCGAGGUGCUGGGCACAUGAAGCGCACCGUGUGUUCUAUGACCGCCUGGUGACGAAAGAUGAUCAGGAGUGGUUCCGAGAGAAGAUCAGCGACAUCCUCAAGGAGAACUUCAAGAAGGACUGGAAGAGCCUGGUCAAGGUGGAGCCAUUGAUCUGGUGCGACUUCAUCGAUCCUCGGGCGAGCCACUACCAGCAAGUUGAGGAUCCGCCCAAGCUGGUGGAGGUGCUGGACAAUUUCCUCGUGGAGUACAACACAAUGGCCAAGAGGGGCAUGGAUUUGGUGCUUUUCAUGGCUGCGGCCCAGCACCGCAUGUCAGCCAAGUGGCCUGGAGCUCAAGACAUGCAACAUACGGGGGUUCGCGUUCUGAAGACUCCGCUUGGAAACGCCUUGCUGGUAGGUGUCGGAGGAUCUGGCAGGAAAAGCCUUGCAACGCUUGCUGCGUUCGUUGCCGAGCAGGAGACUUUCCAGAUCGAAAUCACCAAGAGCUAUGGCAUGAACGACUGGCACGAAGACAUCAAGCGUUUGCUCAUUCGCUGCGGAGGUCAGAUGAAGGAGGCCGGGAUUCACAUGCUGCGCCGCUUGCAAUUCAGGUUGUUGGUAGAGAUUCCUAGCCUUCCCUCCGCUGGGGCGAUCAGGCAACUCUUGCUGGCCUUCGAGAUCCUGUGCUUUGCGGCCGCGCAUCGCAAAGAGAUCCUCGAGGUCAUCCGCGGGGCGCUUCAGCACCUGGGCUGCUUCAGCACGUGGCUCCGGCCUUUCGAGGAUGACUCGAUGGUCGCGAUUGAGGUGAUCGCCAUGCGUGUUCGAAUGGUGAAAGUCUACUUCAGCGUGCUGGCGGCUUCAAUGUGCAGCAUGUUGGCUGUGCUUCAACAACGAUUGCGGACGGGCGGCUUUGCGGGAACAGAGUUCUGGCGAUGGUCCUUGGUGGCGUUUCUUGUGGCCUCGCUUGCUUUCUUCAUCAGUUCAAGACUUCGCCGAGCUAGGGCUUUCAAUUCUUGGUACGUGGCGUUGAUGACGCUUUGUGCCACUAUGCUUCUCUACCAUGCAGCCAGCCCCGAGGAUCAGCAAGUAUGGCCGUUGACACAGAUUUCCGCUCAGAUGUCGGUCUUUUGCCGCAUCCCUGCUGUUUGCCUCACCAACCGCGUUUGCCUGGUCGCAGUCUGCAAUGCUAUUCUCGUCGUGAUGGUCGCCUUGUUCUCGCCGCUGGAAGGUCUUGGAAUGGAGAGUGCCGGCGCCCUGGGUGCUGUGAUAGCUGCUGUGGCAUUGCAGGUGCUGCUCAAUGGAUCCGCAAGACGGAAAGUUAGCCAUAAGACCACCACCAGCGACCUCCAAGCUUCCCGGGCAUUGCUGCAUCUCAUCUGCGAUGCUGUAAUUGAGCUCGACGAGUCGUUGCGGCUGUCGCAACACUCCCCAGAGUUGGCUGCAAUCUUGCUAAGGGACUCCAGUCCAUGCAACAGGAGUCUUGAAGGCAAGCGAUUCAGAGAUUUUCUGGCGACGCCUGAAGAGGCUGCUCGAGCACAAGAGCAACUCCUGGCGCGAUUGAAGCCUGCGGCAGCGCAGGCGGCAGCAGCCUUCCACACGCGCUUGGUUGAUGCCGACAACGGCAAACUCCCGACUGAGGUCUUUCAUGUGACAUACUCGAAAGCAGAUGGCAGCACCUCACACCUCUUGGGCCUCCGGGACUUCACGGAUCAGGUGUCCCUGGCCCCUCCGGCAUCUCUGGGGGCUCCUGUUUUGGAGAACGUCUCAGGCUCAAGCGCUUUGAAUCUCGAAGCCCGUACCUCAUCGAAAAGUCUGCAGCCAGAUGCUCCGAGCCCUCCGAGCAUCGUCUCUUUGCAGAUUGAUCUGGCUGAGAAGGUCGUGGAGGCUGCUUCCCUCUCCGCUCCGGACUUGGUGGGCAUGCCUGUGCUCAGUCUCCUCCCCUCUCUGGGACCGGAGCUGCUUCGCAAAGCUUGUGGGGCUGUGGAUGGAGGUGCUGCCAGAACCUUUAGCUUCCGCAACGUCGUGGUACAGUGGGGUCCAGAGCAGAUGGACAACAUCGAUGGAACGGCCGAAAUCUUGUGUACACAAGGUUUUGUCCAAAAUCCAGCCGCUUGUCUCGCGAAGUCUGCCUUUUUGGACAGCAGCGGAGCUGGUUUGGGCUGCGGCGAAGCCAUGGGCGUGCCCGGAAAUCCGGAGCCAAAAGGCGCCAGCCAGGCAUUUGUGCAUGUGCACACGUGCCCAGCGAAGGCUGUUUUCAACAGCAGCUUCGAAGGCCGCUUCAAAGCCUGUUUCUCUAGCACGACGCCUGGCAGCCAGGUGUGUUUCCUUCUUCCGGACACGCAGAUUGCAAACGAGAACUUCGUCGAGGAGGUGUCAGGCCUGCUCAACACGGGGGAAGUUCCAAACCUCUUCAAUGCCGAGGACAAGACGCAGAUCCUGGAACUGUGCACCAAUUUGGCUGCCAAAGAGGGGCGACAUGGGCCCGCCGAGGUAAUGGCGUUCUUCAUCGAGCAGUGUAUGAAGAACAUGCACAUUGUCUUAGCCUUCUCGCCCAUUGGCGAGAACUUCCGCCGGCGAGUGCGAAUGUUCCCAUCGCUGGUGAACUGCUGCACGAUUGAUUGGUUCCAUGAGUGGCCAGAUGCAGCUCUGCAAAGCGUGGCGGACUCAUUCCGGGAGAUCUGGGACCACUACAUCCCUUUGUUUCAGGUGGCGAACCACUUCCUGGCAAAAACGGGCAUGCCAGAUGAUGUCCUGAAAGGCCUUCUCUUGCUUGAUGGACUGGGCCCUGUCUUCACUCUGGCAGAGCGUUUCCAGAAGGAGGUGCAGCGCUACUACUAUGUUACUCCGACGUCGUACCUUGAGCUGAUCAACGCCUUCAAAGGCCUCCUCGCCAGCAAGCAGGAUGAGGUCUCCAAGGUGAAGUCCAGGUAUGAUGUCGGCCUGGACAAGAUCAUGUCCACUGAGGAGCAGGUCACCACGAUGCAGGCUGAGCUCGAGGAGCUGAAGCCCACGCUGAAGAAGACAGCCGAAGAUACAGAACAGCUCAUGGUGGUAAUUGAAGGCAAGCAGAAGGAAGCCGCUGCGACUGAAGAGGUGGUCUCCAAGGAUGCCGCAGAGACGUCCAAGGUGGCGGAGAGCGCCAACAACAUGAAAAUGGAUUGCCAGCGAGACCUUGACAAGGCGAUGCCGGCGUUGAACUCGGCCAUCGAGGCGCUGAAUCAGCUGUCGAAGGGAGACAUUGUGGAGGUCAAGGCAAUGGGCAAGCCUCCAGGGGGUGUCGUUCUUGUGUCCAAAGCGUUGUGCUGGUGCUUUGGCGUGAAGCCCAAGAAGGUGCCUGCACCGGAUGGUAGGUCCAAGGUGGACGACUACUGGGAUCCCGCCAAGAAGGAGCUCUGGGGCGACUCGAAGCUGCUGGAGCGUCUGCUCAACUUCGACAAGGAUAACAUCCCGGCCGACGUCAUGACGAAGCUGCUGCCACUGGAGACGGAUCCGGACUUCGAACCGGAUGCCAUCAAGAAGGCGUCAGUGGCAGCUUGUGGCAUCUGCAAGUGGGUCCGAGCGAUGAUCGUUUACGACCAGGUUGCGAAGAUGGUCGGGCCAAAGAAGCAAGCUUUGGCCGGAGCCGAAGGGUGGGGCCUCCUGGUAAGAGCAGCGAACGAAGUCCGGGAGAAUGUAGCAAGGCAUCGGAAGGUCGGGGAGUUGAGGAGGCUCUGGACGUUUUACGUGAUGAAGAUCGUUCAUGAAACAAACUUUUUGGCGUUUGUUUCUGGACACCUGCUUUGGUUUCAGGUUUGUGGGUCCAACCAGGCAGAGCUCCAGAAGGUACAGGACAACGUUGCCAAGCUUCUUGAGGACGAAUCCCAUCCCCUCCCAGACAUUCUGAACCUUGACUUCGCCACGGCGAAGCAAAAGAAAGAUGACCUGCAGAAUCAAUUUGAGGUCUGCUCCAAGCGCUUGGUCACGGCAGAGAAGCUGAUAAACGGCCUCGGUGGGGAGAAGUCGCGGUGGGAAGCAUCAUCGGCCAAAUUGGGAGAGCAGUAUGACAACCUCACUGGCGAUGUGCUGAUAUCCUCGGGCAUCAUCGCUUACCUGGGCUGUUUCCUUGCAAAGUACCGCCUCGAGUCGGUGGACUCGUGGAUUUCACUGAUGCGGGACAACAAAGUGCCCUCCUCUUCCUCUUUCUUGCUGCGGUCCGUUAUCGGCGAGGAUGUGGAGAUACGCCAGUGGGUCAUCGACAAACUGCCAAACGAUCAGGUGUCCAUCGACAAUGCCCUUAUCUCGAAGAACUCCAGGCGCUGGCCCUUGAUGAUCGACCCUCAAAUCCAGGCCAAUAAGUGGAUCAGGAACUCGAAGGGUGACAAGCUGCUUGUCCUGCGACUCUCACAGAACAACUAUGCAAGGAAGCUGGAAGUUGGUAUCUCCCAGGGGCAGCCGGUGCUCAUCGAGAAUGUGCCCGAGGUGCUGGAUCCUCUGUUGGAGCCACUGUUGCAGAAAGCCAAGUUCAAGGCAGGCAACAUGAUCAUGAUUCGGCUUGGGGACUCCACGGUCGAGUACAACGAGGACUUCCGCUUGUACAUCACGACCAAGCUGCCAAAUCCCCAUUACUCACCUGAGAUUUGCGUGCAGGUAACGCUGCUGAACUUCAUGGUGACCCCAGAUGGCUUGCAAGAUCAGAUGCUGGGCAUUCUUGUGCAAAAGGAAGAGCCGGAAGUGGAGAAGAAGCGGCAGAACUUGAUUAUUGAGAGUGCCCAAAGCAAAGCACAGCUCAAGGAGAUCGAGGAUAAAAUUCUGGAGCUGCUUUCGAACUCCAAGGGCAACAUCUUGGACGAUGAGGAGCUCAUUACCACCUUGGCCAACUCCAAGGUAACAUCUACCCGCAUCGAGGAGCGUGUGAAGGAACAGGAGAAGACGCACCUUGACCACCAAGCAGACCCGCAGGCCUUGGUGCAGGAGACCCGUGAGACCUACGUGCCAGUCUCCGUCCGUAGCUCGGCGAUGUUCUUCGUCAUCGCGGAUCUUUGCAAGGUUGAGCCAAUGUAUCAGUACAGUUUAGAGUGGUUCAUCGACAUCUUCCUCCUUGCUAUCAAGACGGCGGAGAAGCCGGAGCGCAAUCUACAGCGGCGCCUGACAGCUCUGCAGAAUCAGUUCAUCAAGCUUCUGUACGAAAAGGUUUGCGAUUCGCUUUUCGCAAAAGACAAGCUUAUGUUGUCCCUGCUGCUCACAUUCAAGUCCAUGGAGGUGGAUCAUGAGCUGAACCAGGCAGAGAAAGCCUUGCUCCUUGUGGGCGGCACAACUGGCGCCGAGGUUCGUCCACGUCCGCAGGCAGAGUGGCUCAGUGACGUCUCCUGGGCCAGGAUCUCUGAGCUCGAGGACCUCGGCAAAGGGCCGUGGCCUGGCUUUUGCGAGAAGUUCGCAUCAAGCCUCUCUUCUUGGAAGGCGGUGUUCGAUUCCGACGAUCCGGUGCAGGCACCCUGGCCCGGUGAUAUCAAGGAGCAAAUGACCCCGAUGCAGCAGGCGCUGGUGCUGCUUGCAGUCCGAGCAGACGCCACAGUUCAAGGUCUGCAGAAUAUCAUCAUGGCCAAGCUGGGAGCUGAUUUCCUCGAGCCGCCGCCCUUCAACCUCGAGAAGGUCUACAGCGACAGCAACAACGUCACGCCGCUCAUCUUCGUGCUCUCUUCAGGAGCCGAUCCAAUGGCGGAACUCAACCGCCUGGCCAUCAAGAACAACAUGUUCGAGACGAAGGCGGCCGUGUCCCUGGGCCAGGGACAGGGGCCCAAAGCUGAGUUCGCCAUCAGCGAGGGCAAGACGGCUGGCAACUGGGUUAUCCUUCAAAACUGCCACCUGGCAGUCUCCUGGAUGCCCAUGCUGGAGAAACUGGUGGAGGAGCUCGACCCUGAUGCUGUGGCGCACACCUUCCGUCUGUGGUUGAGUGCCAUGCCAUCUCCCCACUUCCCCGUGAGCGUCUUGCAGAACGGGAUGAAGAUGACGGUCGAGCCACCGAAAGGAUUGAAGUCGAAUCUCCUCCGUGCCUUUCUCUCCUUCGAGGAAGACUGGUUCGAAUCGGCGGGCAACACAGAUGCUUCGCGCAAGGCGUUCAGGAAGAUGCUCUUCGGCCUGUGCUUCUUCCAUGCGCUGAUACAGGAGCGUUGCAACUAUGGACCGCUUGGGUGGAACAUCCCCUACCAGUUCUCAGAACCUGACCGACAGAUCUGUGUGUCGCAGCUGAAGAUGUUCUUGGAGGAGAACGCCGCGAUCCCCUAUGCGGCUCUUAGCUACACGGCUUCAGAAGCCAACUAUGGCGGCCGUGUGACAGACGCGCAUGAUCGGAUCACGAUCGCCAACCUCAUCACAGACUACUACUGUGAGGACAUCUUGAAGGACGGCUACAAAUUUUCCGAGUCUGGCAUCUACUAUGCCCCGAAGCACCAACCCUUGUCGGGCUACCUGGAGUACAUCCGCUCGCUGCCCAUCAACCAGAUGCCAGAGGUUCCCAAGAUCGCAAUAAGCAGCUUGAUGUCUGAGUUUCCGGCCCGGACGGAUUUGCUUGCGAUGGCGGUUGACGGAUGUCUUGUUCCCACCACGGUGAACCACCAAUUGAAGCCAUGCCCCAGCGAUUCCGCCGAGAUCCUGGCCACGGCCAACUCCAUGCUGCCCAAGGGAGGAGGAGGUGAUGGAGGAGCCCCGUUCGAUACCGAAUGGCUGGUGGCAAAGUACCCCACCGACUACAAUGAGUCCAUGAUUUCGUGGAAUACCGUGGUGAACCAGGAAGCCCUUCGCUUCAACAAACUGCUUAUCCGAGUGCGGGCGAGCUUGGUGGACAUCGGCAAAGCAGUGAAGGGCCUGGUCAUCAUGGGCCCAGAUUUGGAAGACGUCGCCAACGGAAUCCUGCUGAACAAGCAGCCAGAAUUCUGGAAGAAAGUGUCCUAUCCGUCCCUGAAGCCCAUGUCCUCCUAUGUGGCGGACCUGGUUGCAAGGAUGCAUUUCUUCACUGACUGGAUGGACAAUGGUCAUCCUGCGAACUACUGGCUGUCGGGCUUUUUCUUCACGCAGUCCUUCCUCACUGGACAGCUGCAGAACUUUGCCCGGAAGAACAACUUGCCCAUUGACACACUGAUCUGGACCUUCGAGAUCCUGAAGAAGGAGACUGCUAGAGGUUCAGGUCUUUUUGCGAUUGAGGCAGUGGAGCUGUCGAGAUUGAGGGAGCACGAGUUCGGGAUUCGGGAGUUGAUAACGUGUAGGGCCCUGGUGAUGGUUGAGUGCCUAGAGCAUUUGUCAUGGAACUUUUGGAGACACCAGAUUCUGUGUGCAGGUGGCGAUGGGUGCUAUGUUGGCUUUGGCAGGUUCGAGCUUGGAUUCCUCUUGGAGGAUGGCUGCGUGGUCUACGGCCUCUUCAUGGAUGGCGCGAGAUGGGACAAUGACCGGCAGGUCAUCCAAGACAGCCUUCCGAAGGUGCUUUUCUCGGAGAUUCCACACAUGCACUGGAAACCAUGCGAAAAGGACAAGGACUCCGCCGUGGGUUUUUUGGGAAGGAGGGCCGGUGAAGCAAGAGUUUCUUGUUUCCCCCUGCAGAGCACAGCAGCAAUGACCAUCAUCAUGCAUCAGAUGAGGCACUUCUGUCACGGCAGUAUCGAGUAUCUAGAUGCUGGGUUCAUCAUUUCUGAAUGCCUGAUUUGGGAGGAUACAACCGACCCGCUCGCCGUGUACCCCUCGCCAAUCUACAAGACCUCAGAAAGAAAGGCCGGCGACCCUGUGCUCUGGUCAUUAAAAGCGGUCCUCGUGUCAUUGUGGGUUGCUGUCAGGUGCGUUUGUUGCUCACACCCACUUCUCUCUCGCAAGCGAAUCUCUUGCCCAAGCAAUCCUCGAUUGCACCUUCCUCUGUUUCCUACCAGUACCUGCUACAUGCAACACAUGUUUCUUGAUCUCGUUGAAGCUUGA
Messenger RNA from Symbiodinium natans, 13227 nucleotides. Lineage: Eukaryota; Dinophyceae; Suessiales; Symbiodiniaceae. The record is from the annotation of a GenBank genome assembly.